AGGUGCUGCUGGGGGCGCGUCUGCUAAGAGGGAAGCGGGUUUCAAUUUCAAACCCAAACAGUCCGACAGACAAGCCAGUGGAUUGUGGGAUAACGUUUAAACUAAACACCCGCAGCGUUUAGCCGCAAACUGUAACGCUAUUCCAACAUAAAACCUAGAAAGGUAGCGUAUAUUGACUGCGCGUCGCGGCUACAGUUCACAAGAAUCCGCGAAAAAAGUCGCCCGCCGCGUCUUCGCUCCAGUUUUCCGCGCCUGGUUAAUUUGGAUGACAAACGGACGCUUGGCUUAUUUGUUGCAUGUGUUGAUCAACCCGGAUACUGCACUAGCCAUUUCUGCAAGAAACAUGCCGAGAUCCAACAGGCAAAGGGAAUACAAACCUGGAGACCUUGUAUUUGCUAAAAUGAAGGGGUAUCCACACUGGCCUGCGAGGAUUGACGAAUUACCGGAAGGAGCUGUGAAAUCCCCCUCGAACAAGUACCAAGUGUUCUUUUUUGGGACGCAUGAGACGGCGUUCUUGGGGGCCAAGGAUUUGUUCCCAUACGACGAAUGUAAGGAGAAGUUCGGAAAAGCAAACAAGAGGAAAGGCUUCGCUGAGGGACUCUGGGAGAUUGAGAACAACCCCACUGUCACGCAUGAAGGCUACGAGUCAUCAAAGAAGGACAACGCGUCAGAAGGAGCAGGAGAUACAGCUAGUUCGGAGAAAGCAGAUGCCGAGGGCAGCAGCGAUGAGGACGAAGGGGCCCUGGUCAUCGACGAGAAAAACGAGAGGGGAGGAACUAAACGUAAAGCAGAGGAGUCCACAGAGGCAUCUCCCAAACGGCCGAAGGAUACGGAGGCAGAGGGCGAUUCUAAAGUAGACAGCGUCAAGUCCAACACAGAGGAGAAGCUCAAUGAUGUGGCUGGACCCAAGGCGACUGCUCCCUCCUCACAGGGCGAGUCAAAACCAGAGGCCCAGGAAAACGCUGCAGCAGGGGGGCAGCUAACAGCAGAUAAGCCGGUGACAGACAGCGCUUAACAUCAACUCAGAAGAAAACCAAGAACCUUUGAUGCUUCUCUGGAAUUGAAGCAUCAACACAGAUUACAUGCAGGAUGCCAGAUUUCAGCUGUUUAAUUAAUAGGAGAAUUUUAAAAACCUAAGUGUUUGUAUUGAGAGACAAACAAAUCCUUAUUUGCCAUUUUGGGAUAUCAUAUAUCCCAGAAAGAAAAAAAAAGUUUGCUAAUCUGAUUUCAAACAAUUGAACUGAGCACUUUGAGGCUCAUUUAUAAAAUGGGAUUUUGGUGUGUAUAUAUUUUUUAUUUCUAAGUGCAAUUACAUAAUUACAAAGACUGAAUGCUAGGUGUCAAAACAUUUUUUUUUCAGUUUAGAGGGAAUAAAACACUGAAUAUAUAAUAAAUAAAAAAGGAGAACAUUUAAAAAAAAAAAAAAAAAAGAUAUUUGACAAAUACUCCCAUUUGAUGGUUUUAAAAGAUAGAUAUUGUACAGGGAAAAAAAGACAUUUUCACUCAUGCUCUCUCAGCUUUAAUUCCUACAUGAAAUGUUUUACUUCAAUUUGUUUCACCUAGCUUCUCAGCCUCAUCUUAAAAUCAUAUAUUCAGUCAUUUGGAUACAUGAUGAGUUGCACUUUCAGAGUUUUUUCCUGCCCCAUUAAUCAUUGUCUAGUUCACUGUACGACGUUUUAACGCAACACAGGUUUUGUUGCUUUGGUGUAGUUGUGUGUGUGUGCUUCAAACGCAGGUGACAAAAACGAUGUGAUUAAUUUCCCACAACGGAUCCCACAGUGUGGCCUACUCGGCUUUUGAGGAAAAAAAAAAAACAAAACAUUUGAGAAGAACUAUUUUAAGAUUUAAAAGGUUACUUAAGUUUGUAACCCCCCCCCCCUCCUCUCUCUGUAUGUUCCAGAGUAACUCUCUCUCUGAUGAUGAUGAUGAUGAUGAUGAUGUGCAUUAUUGAAAGCAGAAAGACAUUCCUGAAUGUUUUGUGUGUACGAGCUCGGUCUUGAAACAUUUUAAGUAAAGAUGGAGCUGAGGCAUUAGUGUGCGCGGGAGGGAAGUUAUUCGUCACCUUUUUUUUUUUUUCUUCUUCUUCUUUUUUUUUUUUCCUGGAGAAAUUAUCGCAAACUCUCUUUUCAAAUCCAUCAACUCUUCAAUUUCAGUUAUCAUUUUCAUAUUUAGCUCUCAUUAAUGCUGCCGUUGCUUGAUGCUGGUGAUGUAAUUGUGAAGAACACUUGAUUGCAUUGCAUUCAGUAAUUGUUUGUACCAAAUAUGUUGUUUUUUUUUUUUUCUCUCUUUCAGCUCUCACAUGUAUCGCUGACAUUGUUAACGCCAACAUAUGUCGUGAUUUAUUUUAUUUUUUGAAAGAAAUUGAAAUGAGAAGAAUCUACUGAGUGCACCAUCUGUAAUACUUUGAUUUCUGAUACUUUUUUUUUUUUUUUUUGGUUUCCAACCCUCUUAACUGGAAUCUGUUUUACUUCAGUGGUCUUAUUAUUUUGGCUGUGAAACAAAGUUGUGUGUGUUUUAAAGAAGUGUUUUAUUCAAGACAUUUGUUUAGACAACAUGUUGUUCAAUAUGUGAUGAUGUUAUUUUCCAUUAUUGGUAGAUUUUUUUGGUGCAAACUCAUCCCUAAGGUUCAAGUUUUGUUGUUUUUUCUUUUUAAAUGCUUGGCCUGCUCACCAUGUUGAUGUUAUUAUCGCUUUAGUGUUCUUUCCUGUAUUUGGCAACACGAGCCCGCAGUUUAACCAAAUUAUGAACCUAAGGGGAAAAGCUCGGCUCUUACAAGUGAGAAAGUGUUGUCUUAAGAUGGUUUACACACGACUUUUACAACCAACUUCCUGUCACCAAUACCACUGAUUUCAAAAGAUAUAAAAUGGUCAAAGCGCCUCCCGCCCCCUUCCCCCCCUCACUCAGACCUGGAGUUAAUUGCACAGGAAUAAUUUGGUAUUGAAGUGUAAUUCUUGGUUUAGCUUUCUCUGUUACUUUCGGAAGCUGCCAUUCAUCUUAAUCUGCUGCUUAGUUUACUAUUGUAGUUGCCAGUCCAUUUAAUAAACAUGUUGAUUACAAAAAAA
Thunnus maccoyii (southern bluefin tuna) is the source of this 3062-nucleotide messenger RNA. Its product is annotated as hepatoma-derived growth factor-like. Bases 266 to 1015 code for a protein of 249 amino acids. Gene Ontology annotation, biological process: regulation of transcription by RNA polymerase II. The record is from RefSeq and is a predicted model, not a curated record. Gene Ontology annotation, cellular component: nucleus. The transcript is spliced from 6 exons. Gene Ontology annotation, molecular function: transcription coregulator activity; double-stranded DNA binding. Lineage: Eukaryota; Metazoa; Chordata; Actinopteri; Scombriformes; Scombridae.